CCGACAUUUAAUGAGGCACUCACAACACGCAGUUCAGACGCGCACACACAUUGUAGUCCUAACGUAUCAUUCACUUGUUUUCCAAACUCUGAGCAGUCACAUAUUCUGACUGCACCCAUUUAGGUUGCUAUGGAGGUCUUCAUAUUCACCAACAGUUCUGACAACUUCUCAGAGGAGUCUGGCGACUUCGACAUGGACUUUCAGGAGCCGUGCGGCCGGGCGCUCGGCGACGAUUUCAAAAAGAUUUUCCUACCGGUCGUGUUUGGGAUUAUAAUUGUUCUUGGCGUCAUCGGCAAUGGAUUAGUAGUCAUUGUGAUGGGCUACCAGAAAAAGGUCAAAACAAUGACAGAUAAGUACCGGCUGCAUCUGUCUGUGGCUGACCUGCUGUUUGUCUUCACGCUGCCCUUCUGGGCGGUGGAUGCGGCCAGAAACUGGUACUUUGGAAGUUUCCUUUGUGUGUUUGUGCACAUGAUCUACACCGUCAACCUGUAUAGCAGCGUGCUCAUCCUGGCCUUUAUCAGCCUGGACAGAUACUUGGCUGUAGUGAGGGCCACUAACAGCCAAGCAACAAGGAAGCUCCUGGCCAGUAAAAUCAUCUAUGUGGCCGUUUGGCUCCCCGCCACCAUCCUCACCGUCCCUGACUUGGUGUUCGCCAGAACGCAAGACACGGGCUCGUCUAACUACCGCUUCAUGAACGACGGAAGCAUGGAAGUGGCCGACUCCAGGAUCGUCUGCCAGCGCAUCUACCCCGAUGAGAGCAACCUCACUUGGAUGGUGGUUUUCCGCUUCCAACAUAUUCUUGUGGGCUUUGUGCUUCCCGGUUUGGUCAUUCUCAUCUGCUACUGCAUCAUCAUCGCCAAGCUUUCACGAGGCGCCAAGGGUCAAGCGCUGAAGAAGAAAGCCCUGAAGACCACGGUCAUCCUCAUCCUCUGCUUUUUCUCUUGCUGGUUGCCGUAUUGCGUGGGCCUCUUUCUGGACACGCUCAUGAUGCUCAACGUGGUCACGCCUUCCUGUGAACUAGAGCAAGCGGUGGAGAAGUGGAUCUCCAUCACCGAAGCUUUAGCGUAUUUCCAUUGCUGCCUUAACCCCAUCUUGUAUGCUUUCCUGGGAGUUAAAUUCAAAAAGUCAGCCAAGAGCGCAUUGACGCUGAACAGCAGAUCGAGCCAGAAAGCAACUCUCAUGACGAAAAAGCGCGGGCAGAUUUCAUCAGUGUCGACUGAGUCCGAGUCUUCGAGUGUUUUGUCAAGUUAACUCGACUGAACUUCUAAAAUGUGAGACUUGAAACUAAGCUUUAAUUCAACAGUUUACUACAAUUUGUACAGCUGUUAAAAAAAAAAAAAAAAAACAUUUGUUUCCCAAAAGCAGGUGGUUACCUUGUGCUUUACAGUUAGGUUUUGUUUUUUGUAAAAACUGUGAGGUCAUUUUAGGUCAAGCUUCAAUUGUCUUUGCUGUGAGCGAUGUCGCUGCUUCUGGAAACUGUAAAUAGUUUGAAGAGUUUUGUGUGUUCGCACUUGUGUGAUUAUCUAAAAGCUUUUAUUUAUUAUUGUCAUUUACACUGGAAGUUUUGUACAGGAAAUUGCAUGCUGCUUUUUAAAU
Molecule: messenger RNA, 1596 nt
Organism: Syngnathus acus (greater pipefish)
Lineage: Eukaryota; Metazoa; Chordata; Actinopteri; Syngnathiformes; Syngnathidae
Gene: cxcr4b
Product: chemokine (C-X-C motif), receptor 4b
Exons: 2
Coding region: 130-1251 (373 amino acids)
Biological process (GO): brain development; immune response; neurogenesis
Cellular component (GO): membrane
Molecular function (GO): chemokine receptor activity
Source: RefSeq, a predicted model, not a curated record